AUGAGAAUCCGCAAGCACGCCAAGAUCUCCCCGCUCGUGUACGCCGCCGCGUCCAUCCACCCGGGGGCCGCCGUCCUCCAGACCCACGUCUGCCAGCUCAAUCAGUCGCCGUGGGACGUCAUGGACUUCUCCCGUCCGCCGCCCACCACCACCCCUCCUCCGCCGCCCCAGCUUUAUUUUAGGGUUUUCUGCAGGCCCGCCGCUAGGGUUCUGCAGAAAAGUGCGCCAAUCCGCGUGAUUGGCGGCUUAUUUAGCCUCGACCUUGCGAAUUAUUACGUCGUCGCGGACGCUGCCCCCGCCGCUAAUGGGAGCUGCGGAGGCCGUUUUUCCGCCGGGAAAAGCAACUUCACAGACCAGCAGUCGUUAUUUUCCGACGACCUCCCGGCGAAAACCGCCGCCGUGAAAUCGGAGGAGCCUCUUCUUCCACUACCUCCUUCUCCUCCGCCGCCGCCACCUCCGCCGGCGGCCGAGCAAAACGAGCCGGGCAAAAUCACCAUCUGCAGCAAAACCGACGGGAAGAACUGGAAGUGCAAGAGGGAGGCCUCCGGCAGCAACACUAUGUGCGACCACCACGUGUCCCAGAUGAAAAGCUACAGCAAGAAGCCCGGCCCAGAACCCCGCCGCCCGGCCCGGCCCAAGAAGGCCCCCUCCUCCAACCCCCAUGAAUUCUACUACUAUUCGGGCUUUGGGCCUCGGUGGGCCAAGAAAAGAGGCUCCGAUUGCAACAAUACUUCUGCUUCUGCUUCUUCUAAUGGAAAUGUCGAGCACAGGCACGAAAUCGAGAAGAAUUAUUAUUCAUCUGAAGACGAGUCGGAAUCUGACGAGCUCGAUUAUGAAGAUUUGGAAGAGGAUGAAGAAGAAGAGAAAAAUGGGAGGAAAAGAGGGAGAAAGCCCAUCAAGGCUAGGUCGCUAAAAUCGCUUAUGUGA
This is a messenger RNA of Striga asiatica, 927 nucleotides long. The record is from the annotation of a GenBank genome assembly. NCBI's taxonomy places the organism in Eukaryota, Viridiplantae, Streptophyta, Magnoliopsida, Lamiales, Orobanchaceae.